Tachysurus fulvidraco (yellow catfish) is the source of this 2826-nucleotide messenger RNA. RefSeq names its product RNA binding motif protein 39a (gene rbm39a). Gene Ontology annotation, cellular component: nucleus. Bases 1203 to 2315 code for a protein of 370 amino acids. Gene Ontology annotation, biological process: mRNA processing. The transcript has 16 exons. Gene Ontology annotation, molecular function: RNA binding. The record is from RefSeq and is a predicted model, not a curated record. Lineage: Eukaryota; Metazoa; Chordata; Actinopteri; Siluriformes; Bagridae.
AUUGAUGUACUGUGGUACCCAUGGUUGAAAAUAUUUAGGCUUAUUGAUUUUGGUGCCGACAAAAUAAAUGCAGAGGAUACACAUGAACUUAAGUGCUGGUGUGAAGUCUUUGGACACUAUUCACGCUUUUCUAUGCAUGGUAAUUUUAGCGACUACCCUUAUAUUUGGUAUUCAGUAAAAACUGAAUUCGGAAUUGAAGGAUAAUUUAAGUUGCAUGUCUAAAAUUUAAUUUUGACUGUUACAAUUAUGGAUUUGACGUACAAGUUUUUCCUUGUAAUUCUCAUGUUUUUCAUGGGAUUGGAUAUAAACAGAGAUUAAUGUUAAUAUGUUAAAGGGAAAUUUAUUGUAAUUAGCAUUUAUGCAUGCAGUUGACUUUUAUAUAACAGUGUGGUUAUUUCAUUGGUUUUCCAAAAAAGGAUAUAAUGGCUCUCUGCAUAAUGCAAAAAUCUUUCAGUUGAAAGAGACCUUUCUGCUGAAUGCAAAUGGCCACUUUGUUUUAAGACACUCAUGCACAUUAUUAGGUUGAUUAAAGAACAUCUCAGCUUUAGAUGUUCUUUCGGAUUCGAUAUUACUAAGCCCUGUGAAUCCCUGUUUGCUUCAGGGCGAGAUGUGUGACAGAGGUGGCAUCGAACUCUUACAAUCCACGAAGGCAAAUGGGGUGAAGAUCACUGGAAUGGCAUCCACCACAGGAACUCACUUAGUGGCUGGCUGCUAGCAUUGCCACUUUAUAGGCACAGAUAGUCUUGGAUGAGACGAAGUCCAUAAGUUCCAAUGGCCAUGAAGAACGGAGCAAGAAAGACCUGAAUGGAUUAAAUUGAAAAUCACUGAAAAAGAAGAGCAGAAGUCGUAGUAGGAGCAGGGAGAGAAAGAGAAGUAAGAGCCGGGACCGCAAAAGAAGCAAGAGCCGGGACAGGAGUCGUGAACGAAAGAGAAGCCGAAGCCGCGACAGGAGACGCAGUCGUAGCAGAGAGAGGAAACGCAGCCGUUCCAGGAGCAGGGAGCGUGCAGGUCGCUUCAGAACAGCCUUUUCUGGCCUGAAAUUUAAUGGUGGUUCCAGGGGGAAGACUGGCCCACUGCCUGUCAUCAAACUAAGCCGGAAAAAGUCUAGGAGCCGCAGCCCAUUCAAACGAGAAAAAAGUCCUAUCAGACAACCUAUAGAUAAUCUCACACCAGAGGAGAGGGAUGCCCGCACAGUCUUUUGCAUGCAACUGGCUGCCAGAAUUCGGCCCCGGGACCUAGAAGAAUUCUUUUCUGCUGUGGGGAAAGUGAGGGAUGUGAGGAUGAUCUCUGACAGAAACUCCAGAAGGUCCAAGGGAAUUGCCUACAUUGAAUUUGUGGAAGCCACCUCUGUACCUCUAGCAAUAGGUCUGUCUGGGCAAAGGCUGCUUGGAGUACCAAUCAUUGUUCAGGCUUCACAGGCUGAAAAGAACAGAGCUGCUGCAAUGGCCAACAACUUGCAAAAAGGCAGUGCUGGGCCUAUGAGGCUGUAUGUUGGCUCGCUACAUUUCAACAUCACAGAAGACAUGCUCAGGGGGAUCUUUGAACCCUUUGGAAGGAUUGAUAGUAUUCAGCUUAUGAUGGAUAGUGAAACGGGGAGAUCCAAGGGAUAUGGCUUUAUCACUUUUGCUGAUGCUGAGUGUGCUAAGAAAGCCUUGGAACAGCUAAAUGGCUUUGAACUGGCUGGCAGGCCAAUGAAAGUGGGUCAUGUAACUGAGCGCACCGAUGCAUCUACAGCCAGCUCUUUCCUGGAUAAUGAUGAACUUGAAAGGACUGGCAUUGACCUGGGCACCACUGGGAGGCUGCAGCUAAUGGCCAGGCUGGCUGAAGGGACUGGACUGCAGAUCCCCCCAGCUGCUCAGCAGGCUCUUCAGAUGAGCAACUCAAUGGUGGCAAUGGCAGCAGCUACAGCGGCAAUGAAUCCUGGAUUGAGUUUUAAUAUCAACGUUCCCACAAAUCAACCUCUCAAUCUACCGUCUCAGCCGAUUGCCACCCACUGCUUCCAGCUGUCCAACAUGUUUGAUCCAAAUUCGGAAAACGAACUUGGAUGGGAUAUUGAAAUCCAAGAUGAUGUAAUUGAAGAAUGUAACAAACAUGGAGGAGUGAUUCAUAUAUAUGUGGACAAGAAAUCUACUGAGGGAAAUGUAUACGUGAAGUGCCCAAGCAUCCCCGCUGCAAUGGCUGCUGUCAGUGCAUUACAUGGACGCUGGUUUGGAGGUAAAAUGAUCAAAGCAGCAUACGUCCCUCUGCCAACAUACCACAAUCUUUUCCCGGAGUCAGUGCAAGCUACACAACUUCUUAUGCCGACUCGCCGGUGAUCCCUGGAGCUUAAAUUUUUCAGGCUUUCUCUUUUUAAUAAUUUUGGCAAAUUAUUAAUAUUCAAUUCCUGCAAGCUUUGUGUAUGUUUAUGCCCGUACAUCACUUGGGCAUUAAAGACGUUUAUGUGGUAGUUUUCUAUGUACAGCGUUUUUUGUUUCCUUUCUUGGUGGGCCUUUUGAACCCUUAUCCUUUAUACAGUUUUCAGGGUUUGUUUUCUUCCACACAUUUGUCUUUGUGAUUGGCAUGAGUUUCACUAGAAGACAUGUACAGUUACCCACACAAACCUACAACUAUUGAAUCUUUUUUGAGUGAAUUAAAAUCUAAUAGCUUUGGUUAAAUAUCUGCAUACAGUGUUUUGGGCUCUAUGAGCUGAAGGAAUAUUAAAACGACUGAUAUCCUGUGUGUUCAUAGAGGCCAUUAUGGGUUUUGAUGCACUGUCUUUUUCUAAUUGAGACUUGAUUUUGUAAAGUCCUUAAUGAACAGUUCAUUUCAAAUAAAGCCAUGAUGCUG